CCACUGAUUCUGCCAUUCCAUGCCAGAUUAACUAUAGUAAUAUAAAACAAUCACGUGGGCCUUAACUUUGUUUUUGUAGUAUACAUUUAUUGUAUUGCUGUUUGACGAAUAGUUUGUGAAGUAAGCUCCAGAUGUAAAAUAUCUGUAAUUAUCAUAACAGGAGCAACGAUGUGAAGCCUUCAAAAGCUUGAAAUGCAUUAUUGCUUUCGGAAAAGGUGGGGUUUAAUCUGUUUCUUGAAAGAGUCCAAGGAUGGUGCCAGUUUGAUUUCUAGCGCAAGAUAUCCAUUCCCGAGAUAUUGCUACCAGUGUUGUGAAACAUGACCUGUUAGUGUCUACUGUGUGGGAUGCAGGAUUGUGGCUAUAUGUAUCAGGGUAAUAGAUGUAGUAUCUUAUCUAUAGGGAUCUGACACUGGAAUUCAAACAUGGAGGAGUAUACGAUGCUGAAGGGGAUUAUCAGGAGACAUGACUCCCUGAGAUGUUGCUCCCGUGAACUGAAACAUGGGUCUGAAAUAGCCACUUCAGGUUAUUUAUAGAUUUAUUGAAACAUAAUUGUAAUAAUGAUCGGCUAUUUUUACCAGCAUGAUUGUUAUGGAGACAUUUGCCUCUGUGGAAACCAUCCUUAUUUACCCAAGACCAGUUUUCUUGAUCGAUUUGAAGGGUUGUUGUUUCCUUUGCUGCAUGAAUUAGACUAGUUUCGCGUUCAAGGCGGCAGUAGGAGUAUUGAUUUUUUCUUCAAUCCUCUCUAGGCUCACUCCAUCUUGUUUCUUGGGAAAGGUCACAGCGCUAUUUUUAGCCUCUUCACCCAAUAAUAGACCAGAAUAUGGCAGCUGGAGGAUUCCAUUUAGAAAAUGGAAAAGGGGGGUCAGGAUGGGGUGUGGCAGCAUAUGGAAGAGUCCAUUCCAGCCUGGCAAUUGCAGCAAAUCUCAUUAGUGUUCUGUUGACUCUGGUUGUAUGUUGUAAACAGCAGAUCGGUUUAGAAUUUUCUCUAGCUGCCUCCAAAAGUGGGUCAGUGUUUUUGUGGCGCUCCCUUCCUUGUUGUGAAAUGGGCAGCUCCAGUUAAAAGACUGAUGGACCAGUAUUAGAUGGGUGCCAGCUCUGUAUGUUGUGUGUCAGAAACUACAUGUAAAUGGUGGAUGUAUCAAGCUGCUUUGAGGAGGGAGCACCUCUGGACACAAUUGGCUCCCAUGAAAUAGCCAUGGAAAUUAACAGCUUUACAAAUAUGGGCAGAAGAGAUCUGACUCAGACGUCCCCGCUGGCUUCGCCGGAGUUAGCGCGACGGCAGUUCCGUGGUCCUCCGGAGCUAUACCAGGACCAGCACCUCCAGAGAGAGAUUGCCAACAUCAAACAGCAGCAGCAGCUACAACACCAGUUUCUCCUGCAGCAGUAUGAGCAGCAGCGACAACAGCUGGAACAGGAACACGAGAAGCAGCUCCAUGAACACAUCAAGAUUACUCCAGGUCAUUGGUCAUUGCAGCUACAGAGGCAGCACCUCGAACAGGAACACCAGAAACAAGUCCACCAACUUAUCAAGGGUUACUUUGAGCAGCAGCAGCAAAAGAAGCUGGAGCAGCAGCAGCGCAUCGAGAAGGAACUCUUGGAGAAGGAGCGGCUGGAGCAGAUCAAGAACAAGAAGAAGACCGAAGAAAGUGCCGUUGCGUCCACUGAAGUCAAGCAGAAGCUUCAUGAAUUUGUCCUGACCAAGAAGCAGCGUGAAGCUGCCGUCCGAGAACUGACCACAGGCUCUCCACCACAGUUCAGACACCCAUGGGUACCAAACCAGGGGUCCCUGGAACAGAGUUCCCCCCCACAGAGUAACCUGUCCCCUCCAUACCCACCUGGAAUGCUGGGAAAAUAUGAUGAUGACUUCCCUUUACGAAAAACUGCAUCUGAGCCAAAUAUUCUUAAAGUGCGCUCGGCUUUGAAGCAGAAAUUGGAAACACGUCGCAUAAUUACCCACAGUCCUCUAGUUCGGAGACGGGACAAAGGACCAUUACAACUUAAGCGUAAAACUCCUCUAUCAAUUGAGACUGGAGUUUGUAGCAGUAAUCCAGAUUCGGGGCCCAAUUCGCCAGCAGGAAGCUCCCAUGGUGCAUUGCCCAAUGGGAGUCUGUCGUCACUCCACUCUAAAGAGGACAAUGGCACCUACCCGUUCCCAUUCCGACCUGGAUUGAGCUAUCCCGGAAAUGACCUGAGUCUCUACACGUCCCCAUCCAUGCCCAACAUCUCCCUGGGCAGACCCCCAACCUCAGGGCCAUCAUCAGUUAGUGGUUCUACAUCCAGUAGUGUGGCUUCGGAGGAGGAGUUACGAGCGAUGACGGCACGUCUUGGAAUGCCAAUUGCAAGUCACCUACUGCCAAAUGCUCUCCCCGGUUACUUCCCUUCACUGCCAGUGAUUGAUGGUGACUUCCCACCAGGAACCAGUCAGGCAUAUCUUGCAGCAGCGGCAGCAGCAGCAGCGUCUGGUGGCAAAAUCAGCUCCCCCCUCGUCAACCCAUAUUCCAUUCCACCGUCAGGAACAGAAGCCCCUACACACCCUGCUCACAGACUCUCUAGACAUCGGCCACUGGGCCGCACCCACUCAGCCCCCCUCCCACUCGGCCACCCCGUGUUUCAGCAGCAGCAGCAACUACUACAACAACAUCAGCACGAUCAGUUUAUAAAGGAAAACUCAAAACUAUACUUAAAACAGCAUAUACGACAGACGGUGUUACAGCGGACCGUCAGUAAGAGUCAUAUGGAGAAUGUGGAUGAAGAAACAGAGGUCAAAUUAGCACAGGAGAUGAAGGAGUCUCGUGAUGCUGAGAGUAUCGUCAGUGACAGCAAGAUGGAUGAAAGUUCCAGUGAACUGGAGAAACAGCAGCGGGAUCGUGAAGCAUUCCUGGGCCAGCAAAGGGAGAUAAUCAAGCCCCGCCACAAGGGCCCCUCGCAUCAUCGCCCGUUGUCUCGGACACAGUCCAGUCCCCUUGUCACCUUCUCUGUUCUCCCACAACAGCCUCAAGAAACUGGGCCAGUCUCAUACACAUUUACAACAGGUUUGGCGUACGACACGAUAAUGUUGAAACACCAGUGUACGUGUGGCAACAACAUGAACCACCUAGAACACGCUGGGAGAAUACAGAGCAUCUGGGCUAGACUCACUGACACCGGACUUGUCACACGAUGUGAGAGAGUGCGGUCCCGGAAGGCAAGUACGGAGGAGCUGCAGAGCUGCCAUACUCACCUCCACACGCUAGUUUACGGAACAAAUCCACUCAGUAGACAGAAAUUGUUAGAGUCAUCCCCCAUGCGCUUCUGUCUCUUGCCAUGUGGGGGCGUCGGUGUGGAUUCGGAUACCGUCUGGAAUGAUCUUAAUACAUCAAAUGCCGCCAAAACGGCAACAGGUUGUGUGAUAGAGUUGGCACUUCGGGUUGCUGCUGGUGAUCUCAAGAACGGCUACGCCAUCGUGCGUCCCCCUGGUCACCAUGCAGAGGCCCACCAAGCCAUGGGUUUCUGUUUUUUCAACUCAAUUGCAAUAGCUGCCAAACAGUUACAAGAAAAAGCAAAACUAGACAAGAUUCUCAUCAUUGACUGGGAUGUUCACCAUGGUAACGGCACCCAGCAAAUGUUCUACAUGGAUAACCAUGUGUUGUACAUAUCUAUUCAUCGCCAUGACAGCGGCAACUUCUUCCCCGGUACGGGGGCACCUGAAGAGUGCGGAAGUGAUGAGGGGCUUGGCUUCAAUGUCAACAUCGCAUUUGGAGGAGCUCUGAACCCACCCAUGGCUGAUGCUGAAUACCUGACUGCAUUCAGAACAAUUGUGAUGCCAAUUGCCCGUGAGUUCGGUCCCGAUAUGGUUCUCGUGUCUGCUGGUUUUGACGCGGCCAAGGGACAUACAGCUCCGCUGGGCGGGUAUGAGGUCACAGCUGAAGCUUUUGGUCACAUGACCAGGGAGCUGAUGUCGCUUGCGGGCGGGAAGGUCGUGCUGGCACUAGAGGGAGGCUAUGAUAUUCCGGUCAUCUCGGAGGCCUCAGAGAUGUGUGUCAAGGCUCUUCUUGGUGAUGAGCUGCCCACAAUCAAGGAUGAAGAACUCCAUCGGCCGAGCUGCAAACCUGCGUUGGAGACACUGGAAUCCACCAUCAGAAUACAGAUGGAGCACUGGCCCUGCAUCAAACGGUAUUUGGGAACAAUAAGCUACUCCCUGAUGGAGGCACAGAAGCGGGAGAUGGAGGAGGCAGACACAGUUACUGCCCUUGCAUCACUCUCCAUGGUCCCAAGUAAAAACAGUUCUGUGGAGCAGCAAGAAUCAGAGCCAAUGGAAGAAGGGACCUAGAAGUAGCAGCCUGUCCUAACAGGAUUGUAGUUGACAGGGAGCCACCCAGACAAGAUGGCAGCCAGUGGCAGACGCAGUGGCCAGAUGCCAUUUCUACUAGAACCCAACAUCGUAGAACCACAGAGCUUGGCCAUGGAAUAGCACCUGCUGUUGUCCUUACAACAACCUCCAUGUGCCGUCGUCACAAUGUCAAAGACUGCGCCCCCUCAUCCCUUCCCGCCUGUGUCCCCUACGUCAUCACAACAUGGUCGCUGUUGUCUAUACUUCGUGUUUUGUUUCACUGCCACUGUCCAUGUGUCUUGAGUCUGUGACAGGAAAAGAUUACCACAGACGCCUCUCGACUCUUUGCAUUUGUCAACAUCUCGCUCCUGCCUCCGCUGCCUGACGAGGCGACGAAACAAUUGAUGAGCCUACCCUGACAACUACUUGCCCCUCUUGUGCUGCCACCUACUGGCGUACGUGUCGUGUUCCAUGUCGUUUACGCACACAACCUUCUUCGUCAAGUAGAUUUACCAUCACUGGUCAAUCUUUGUUGUGAAAAAUUGAACCAAGUUAGAUGAAGACAAUCAUGUAGUUUUUGUAUUCUGUGACCGUGGUGACCAUCCAAUGGAGACCAUCAUCUAUGACGGUGAUGGAACUGCAGACAUUCACACCGGAACAUCAUCGGUUCAGCUGUUUCAUCUCAAAUGAGCGUUUCAGCAGCUGCAUCACAAGAUUUGACACAAUUAAUUUUCACAGGAGGAAGAGGCAAACAGCAAAUGGCAACUCCCAUUACCCUGAUUUGUAUGUCAUUGACUGAAGCCAUGGAAACAUGUCUACCACUAACUGACUCACCAUUCUGUCUCGAUUAUUUUCUAAGGCAGUCCUCAUCUCUGAAAGUGCUAUUUUGGAGGGUCGCAUCAUGAUGGAGGGUAAACUCGAAAGGCAGAUGUGACACGAUUCAAGAAUCGUCAUGAGAAAAGAUCAAGUACGCCAGACAUGGCUUGUACAUAUGAAGAAAGUUGUCGGUUGUUAACUUUGAAGCCGAUGCCUAAAUGUGGUUGUUUGGUUAUUGUUUUCAAGAGAGAUAUUUUUAGGUCUGAAAAUGGAGAAUUGAAGAUUCUCCGAUUGACAGACCGAAGUAAUAACUGUGGAUGACAAGUAUGAAUAUAUGUCUAUAUAUAAAUAUAUAUAUUUGUGUAUAUGUAUACUAAAGCUCUAGUCAGUGGGAAUCAGCCUUCGUACCUGUGUAACAGUAGGUUAUUUCGACGUGUUAUUUGCUGUUUUCUUGACAUGGUGUAUCAACUCUAGAUAAUCUUAUUUUCACAAAGUAUUUUUUUCUACUUUUACAAAGACUAUUUUUGCAUUCAAUUUUAUACCUAUCGCCCCAGGAGGGUGGAUGGCUGUUGAUCAUAUACCACGCCCCAUUUCAAAAUUUGGGACGUUUUACUUGGAAUUUUAGUUACUGGUUUUGCUUGCUGUGAAAAUAAGCUUAUCUAUAGUGACCUUGUUCCUAACAGUUCCUAUUUGCAGUAAAUGAUGUCAGUUUUUCAGUAGUUUUUUACUUUCUCCGACUUUUUUUGUGACACAUUGAAAAAUAACUCAUGUUCAAUCUUCGUGGAAUUUCAAUCUUGACAUUUUUUCCAAAGUAUACUAUUGCACUAUUACAAAUUUCCAAUUUUCUGACUACAUUUUGGAAAAUUUCCUUUUUCUCUCCCCAGGCUCUUCUGGUUUGGAUAUUUUGAAGUUUAAAUGUAUUCGUUUUGAUUGAUAAUUCACACUGUGUACAUGUAAUGGUCAUUGUAGAAACAUGUCCACUGUUGUCCACGCUAGAGUGCACUUUAGACAAACUAUUCCAACAAAAGUAGAUUUCUGUUAUGUAUACAUAGUAAUAUAUAUUUGUUAUAACAAACUACACACCCCAGUUUUCCAAAUGGUAUGGUUCCCCCUUAAAAGUGGGAACGUACCACUUUGUUUUUUUAGGGGUGACAGAUAACACAGGAUUCAAUCCAUAGAUCUUGUGCCACAAUUUCAACUGUUAGUAACAUGUGAUCUGUUGCCAUGGUUACCAUGGAAACUAGAUGACCGUCAUGGUUCAGGUACUUAAUGAACAUUAUUUGUAAGUAGACUGUUGGACAUUUUUCGCAUCAUAUCGUGUCUGUUUUGAAGUCAACAGAGAUAUAGUCUUGAGAGUUGGUUACUCGUCCAGUUGAUAAAAACAAGAGCAGUCACAUCAGAAGUAUGGACUUGAAACAAGGGUAGACAACUCCUGAUCAGUGUUGACAGAGUUAACUGCCCUUGGACUUUGUGUGAGCUGUAUUUGGUGAGUGAUGUUAGUUAUUUAACGAUAUCAAAAUGUCAAAGAGCCAUUGGCUUGUGAGGCUUGUUGGACAAGAUUACUUUGUGGAUGAGAGCUUGCCUUUCAGUAAUGAAUGUGACUGCUCCUUUUAGACAAAAUAUUGACCGGACCACUACUAAAUAUAAGUAUUUCCCAAUCACAACUAUUUUUAUUGUCUCAAGUGUUUGGACAAAGAUUUACAUUUACAAAAUAAUCAUUAGCAGUAGAGAUUUUGAGACCGUGUAUUUUCUUGAGUCUUUUUGAACCAGCAUGCAACCCUUUCUCGGCUACUUAAGAUCAAUAAUAAACACCUGUUAAAGUUCUCAUGCAGUGCUGUCAUUUAGAGUCAGAUGUUUUUUUAAAUAGAAUAUUUCUGUUUUCACGAAGUAAGAUGUCUUUUGGUUUCUUUUUUGGUCCAACAUAAGAUUUGUGAUAAUCGUGUACAGUGUGUGACAAAGAAAAUAUUUUCUUCAUUUUGAACUUGGUCGGUGUUAAACACUAAGACAUAACUGCAGAGUGUUGGGAGUGUUGGGGGACCGGUAAGUUUUGGAAGAGGGCGGGACUUAAAUCUGAUCUUAGAUUCAGGGUCAUCCUCCAGGAAGCAACUUAGAUGACCUUGUCUAGAGGUCGGAGGUCGGAGGUCGGAGGGCACACUAUGGGCAGAGCCUUGGUGGCGUCCCAACAAUGAAGAAGCAAAUUAUGGCCACAGUUGGAUUUCUUGUGACGCCAGCUCUCUGCAGUUAUGUGGCCUUACGGAGUAGUCACUUGAAUUGUGAUGUAUAAAAUAUGUAUAUUUUGCUCGCUCGGUGAUGUAAAUUAUGUUGAUAUAUUCUCAACCUGAAGUUACAGCGUGUUGCCCACUCAUACUAGGUGAGUGGGUUGGUUUGUUGGCGUCAGAGUCAACACUUGACUGUGUUCAAGUCCCUUGAACUGGUGUACGACAUGUUGACUUUGUGCAUGCUGCAAAUUGUCUUUCCUGUAAGUUAUUUAUCAAAUAGCAGAAAAGUGCUUUCAUUUUCAAAACAGUUAGUUGUGUACAGAUAUCCUAUUUUAAUGACAAAUCUUUUUAAAUGGAUGUUAAAGAGAAAUGAACUAUUUUUUCCCAAGUAUUACAUGUAAUAGAUUCUCCAUUAUUAAAGUUCUCUAGUUGCCAGUACUCUGUUGCCAAGACCUGUUUACAGGGCAAGGUCAUUAGUCGGGGGUCAAGGUCAUUAGUCAGGGUCAAGGUCACUCGAUCCUGUGCGUAGCCUUGUGCCCUUCAGGAUCCAAGUUUCAAGAUGAUCAGGACAUACUGUUCGACUGUGAGACCCAAUCCAGGAAAUGAAACUGAUUCUUGAGCAAAAUAGAUAUAUGCUACUCAGCAUUUGGUAAGGGCCACACCUUUGACUAAAGAUGACUGUUUUGGUCCUUAGCAAACGUUGAGUAGUGUAUAUCAUUGUGAUGAAGCCUGCAUUCAGCAUGGUUUGUUCAUUACAUGUCAUCAUUUUAAGAUGAAUUUCAUCUACAGUACAUGACAAUUUGUUUGAUUAUAUUUUGUCUUGCUCCUUGAUUUGAAUUUGUGAUGAAGAGACGAUUUGUCUGUUUAUUUAGACAAGUUUCCAUGUUAAGACGACCUUGCAUCCUGCGACAAACUGUUGCCAGCAGCCAGACAGCGGACAUUGUGUUACUCUGUUAGUUGGAGGUACCCUCCAACAGUAAUAUUGUUGAGAAAUGAUUGUUAUUUGUUAAGAAAACGUUACUGCCCAUUUCACAGUGCAACUUUGACACAAUUGGUUCUCGUGAGUCGACCUUGCUCUCAAAUUUCUCUGGGGUGGUGAGGUAGCCUAGUGGUUAAACUGUUCGCUCUUCAUGACGAAGACCCGGGUUCGAUUCCCCAUAUGGGUACAAUGUGUGAAUCCGAUUUCUGAUGUCCCGCGCCGUGAUAUUUCUGAAAUAUUGCUAAGAGUGGCAUAAAACCAUACUCAUGCAUUCACUCAUUUUCUAAUCUGAAGUUUCAGGAUACCUGAAUGCCAAACAAUAGGAUCAAUGAUUAUGGAUGUUCAUUGAUCAGUGGAGCGUGUUCCAUGGAGGGCUUUGUGCCUUAGGGGCCACGAUUCGCUGUGCAGAGUUGCAUCCCUUGGGCACGCCAGAAACCUAGAUUGUGGGUUUGAAUCCCGGUUCGCCCCCGAUUAUGCUUCUAGGUUUGUCAGCACCACACCUGUGCUCGUUGGUUUCACUGAAGUGACAUUAAGCUGACACGCUGUGAUAUAACUGGAAUACUGUUAACAGCGGCGUUAAACCCAACUCACUCACUCACUUUGUGCCAUUAGCAUAGUAAGUCUGUGGGGUGGCCUUUGUAGAACUUCACCUACCUGAUGAAAAUUUAACAACCAAUUUAGCAACAAGCAUUUCUUGUCCAAUUGCUCUGUACUGAAUUUCAAUAUUUGAUGGAAGUUGGGAGUACAGGACUUAUCUGAGAUCUGUGUGUAAUGUUACAGUGUGAAAUGGCAGACAUCACUUGUUAGUCUGACGGUCAGCAUUAUGUCAAGGACGGCGGCCGUGGCGGCGUGUGCUGCAAGCAGGUUUGCUCAUGUACCUACCCCGUGAUUCUUAACUGCUUCUUCCGACCGAGUUGCUCUAGUGCCAGUGUUUUCCACUUAUUAUUAUAUAUAUAUAUUGACACAGUGCAAGUGGUAGCGCAGGUGGGAGAUAACACUCACAACAGGCGGCGGUUCGUCAAACUAAAUUAUCUACAUGUACCGUUAAAGAGUUUUGCCUUUGGCUAAUGCUCAUUUGGUAUUGGUGUUAAAUGUCAUGUACCGAUAUCAACCAUGCUCAUCCUGCCACUGAGUGGCUUUAUGUUGCCAUGGUUACAUAACGGUAAUUUCUGGCACCAAGACCAAGUGGUAAAUAGCCAUGUGUAUGGAAUAGUAACCACUUUCUCCAGUUCUGGGAAUUUUUUUAUUUGAGACCAAUUAAAUGCAGUGGCAUACCAAUAAUUUGAGUAAAUUUGAAAUUUUGGUACAUGUUCAGCUAAUGGAGAAUGUUUCUCCAUGUUAGUUUCAAGUGAUUUCAAUGCCAGACAUGAAGUGUUUGCUGCCGACCUGCUCUGUGCGUUGUCUCCGGCGCUGGUCUGCGGUGUCGCUGCCACAGUAGUGGUGUAUUUUGUUACAAGCCAGGCCCUAGGGAGACCACUAUACUGAAUAUCUCUAUCUACUGUUCAUGUUUCCUGUUUUCUCUAGACUCCAGUCAUAGUAGUUGGAUGCUUACACAUUGGUCAGAACGAUAUCAUUGUAAAAAUGCUGGUCAUUCAUUGUGAAGUAAAUUUUGUUGUCAAAAUUGAA
Molecule: messenger RNA, 9949 nt
Organism: Haliotis rufescens (red abalone)
Lineage: Eukaryota; Metazoa; Mollusca; Gastropoda; Lepetellida; Haliotidae
Product: histone deacetylase 4-like
Exons: 27
Coding region: 1127-4309 (1060 amino acids)
Biological process (GO): chromatin organization; negative regulation of transcription by RNA polymerase II
Cellular component (GO): histone deacetylase complex
Molecular function (GO): histone deacetylase activity
Source: RefSeq, a predicted model, not a curated record